Messenger RNA from Penaeus monodon (black tiger shrimp), 348 nucleotides. Its product is annotated as calsyntenin-1-like. The coding region runs from base 4 to 348 and encodes 114 amino acids. Lineage: Eukaryota; Metazoa; Arthropoda; Malacostraca; Decapoda; Penaeidae. The record is from RefSeq and is a predicted model, not a curated record. The transcript is spliced from 2 exons.
CACAUGGAACACAACAACCACAACGCCCACCAGGAGGCCGACGCCCACCUGACACACCACAACCCCCAGCCUGUGCCAGCUCAUGCCAAGCUCUCCGCCCAUCACGUUGACCCAAAACCCGCCCACACCGUCAAUGACGUUUACUUCACUUCAAAUGUCAUGGAGGGCGUAGCAGUCAACAGCGCCAGUCAUGCAGUCACCAUCAUCAUCGUCGUGUGCGUCGGAUUCCUCGUGUUCAUGGUGGUCUUGGGCGUGAUCCGUGUCCGCGCCGCCCACACCCGCACACCCACGAGGACGUCGCAGAUGCCGAAAUGGCGUGGGAUGAUUCCUCUCUCAACAUCACGUUAA